Messenger RNA from Tachyglossus aculeatus (Australian echidna), 1728 nucleotides. RefSeq names its product basic proline-rich protein-like. NCBI's taxonomy places the organism in Eukaryota, Metazoa, Chordata, Mammalia, Monotremata, Tachyglossidae. The transcript has 9 exons. The record is from RefSeq and is a predicted model, not a curated record. The coding region runs from base 1 to 1728 and encodes 575 amino acids.
AUGGGGCACCUUUGCGGCCGGACGAGGGCGGUGCAGGCGGGGCGCUCGGCGCCCCCUGGCGGUCAAGAAGUGAGCAUUGCCGGCCGGACGAGGGCUGUGAAGACGGGUCGGUCGGCGCCCCCUGGCGGCCAGGAGCGCAAGUUGCCGGCCGGUGCUGUGAUUUACCCCCCCCGCGCGCGCGCGCGCCCUCUGGCGGCCAAGAGUGAACGUUGCUGGUUGGGCAAGGGCAGUAAAGACGAGUCGGUCGGCGCCCCCUGGCGGCCAGGAGCGCAAGUUGCUGGCCGGUACUGUCCUUCCCCCGGCCCCCCCCCAACCGUGUCCGCGCGUGCCCUCUGGCGGGUAAAAGAGCACUGCCAGCCGGACGAGGGUGGUGAAGAUGGGCCGGUCGGCGCCCCCUGGCGGCCAGGAGCUCAAGUUGCUGGCCGGUGCUGUGAUUUACCACCCCGUGCGUGCACGCGCCCUCUGGCGGCCAAGAGUGAACGUUGCCGGCUGGACAAGGGCAGUAAAGACGAGUCGGUCGGCGCCCCCUGGGGGCCAGGAGCGCAAGUUGCUGGCCGGAGCGCAAGUUGCUGUUCGGUGCUGUGCUUCCCCCCUCCCGUGCCCUCGCGCGCCCCCUGGCGGGAAAAAGUGAGCAUUUCCGGCCGGACGAGGGUCAUGAAGACGGGCCUUCCCCCCCCCCGUGCCCGCGCCCGCCCCCUGGCGGGCAAAAGUGAGCAUUGCCGGCCGGACGAGGGUCGUGAAGACGGGCCGGUCGGCGCCCUCUGGCGGCCAGGAGCGCGCGUUGCUGGCUGGGGCUGUGCUUUUCCCCGCGCGCGCCCCCUGACGACCAAGAAUGAGCAUUGCCGGCCGGAAGAGGGCUCUGUAGACGGGUCGAGUGGGCAUUGCCGGCCGGACGAGGGCUCGGGCCCGCGUUGGCGCCCCCUGACGUCCGCGAGUGCACAUGAUCUGCCGCGGCCACCAGGGGCCGCUGUGGCUCCGCCGGUUUCUGGCCGCGGCCACCAGGGGCCGCUGUGGCUCCGCCGGUUUCGGGCCGCGGCCACCAGGGGCCGCUGUGGCUCCGCCGGUUUCGGGCCGCGGCCACCAGGGGCCGCUGUGGCUCCGCGUUUGCCGGCCUCGGACAACGUCGCCCCCUGGAGCCCGCCCCCCUCUAACGCUCUCCCCAACGCCCCCCUCCCCUCUUCUGCCGCCCCCCACCCUGGCUUGGACCCCUGGAUCCCUCCCCCGGGGGAUGCGCUGCCCACAGCCGCCGGACCCCAAAGCCCCCCGCCCCGCUUUCUCCUGGGAGCGGGGCUGAGGCGGCGUUCCUGGGGCCCGGACAGAGACAUCGAGGCAGAGACGCCGGCCCCCGCCCCGGGCCUCGCGGAGGUGGACGAUGGAGGCCGGCAGAUGGGCCCUCGGCGGUCCCGUCCGGCUCCUCCACCCGAGGCCGAGGGUCUCCCGGGGGUCUCCGGGGGAUCCUGGGGCCCGUGGGCGCCGUGGGCUCCUUGCUCCCAGCCCUGCGGACUCGGGGUGCAGCGCCGGGCCCGGACCUGCCGCCCGCCCGUGACCCCUGGCUUCCUCCCGCCCCCGCCGCCCCCUGCCCUGGACCCCCGAGCCCAGGACCCCCGCCACGCCCUCCCCCUCUACAAGCCGGAGCCCCGGGAGACGGGGCAGGGGAGGGGCGCGCCCCUGCCUCCCCCCCCAGGGAGACACCAGCUCCUAGAGACCCCCGCCGCCGUCCGCAGGUGA